Messenger RNA from Vigna radiata var. radiata (mung bean), 791 nucleotides. Its product is annotated as BAG family molecular chaperone regulator 2. The transcript is spliced from 2 exons. The record is from RefSeq and is a predicted model, not a curated record. The coding region runs from base 115 to 585 and encodes 156 amino acids. Lineage: Eukaryota; Viridiplantae; Streptophyta; Magnoliopsida; Fabales; Fabaceae. Gene Ontology annotation, molecular function: protein binding.
UCUUCGUCCAUAUGCACGCUUUCUAGUAUUAUAUAACUGUUUCAGCUUCUCUUACUACUCUUUCACCACUUCAAAGGAAUACAACAAUAGGGAAGAAGAAAGAAAUUAAGCAAGAUGAUUAUGUUGAGGUCAAUGAGGUUCAGCCGAAGCGGCUCCAAGCUUAGAAAUGGGAACAAAGCAACAACACCCACAGAAAAUGAUUGUAGGAGCAUUUGUGAAAUCCAAUGGGAACUUAGGCCUGGCGGCAUGCUUGUUCAGAAAAGGGAGAGUAACCUAAGUUCAGGGGAGGGAUUGAUCACAAUUACGGUGUCAACUGUCUCUCACUCACACCAAAUUUCUAUUGAGUCCACAUCAACUUUUGGAGAAUUGAAAAUUAUCCUGUCAUUGGUGACAAGUUUUGAGCCCCGAGAGCAAAGGCUUCUCUUCAAGGGUAAAGAGAGAGGAGACGAUGAAUAUCUACAUAUGGUUGGAGUGAGAGACAAGGACAAGGUUCUUCUAUUGGAGGAUCCAGCUAUAAAGGAGAAGAAAAUGCUUGGGUUAAGAGACCGACCCAUUAGCAAUCCAAGUCGUACCAUCUCUGUGUGAUUAAUUAAUUAACCAAACUCGUUAAUAUCAAUUAGUGUUUUGAUAAAGUUUAAUCUAGCGAGGCACGCGUGUUUUUCGCACUUUUACGUUAGAGUGUAAGAACCUAAUUAUGUUAUGUGUUUUUUGGUGUCAUGGCUUCAUUAAAAAUGUUUUAGCUGAUGAAAUGCCUAGUCAUUAUGCGUAGUUUUGUGAAUGAUUUCUUCUCU